CACAACACAGGAACAUUUUCCCUGGACCCAAAACCCCAAUGUUCUAUUGCGAUGACUAUGAUCAGAAGUGGCAGCAAGUGUGUUUGAAUCCUUGGGUACGUCUAUCAGACAUACUGACAAAUAUAGACCCUGUCCAGACCAAUUAAGAUGAAAUAAAGUUUAUUGGAAUUAGCCCAAAUUGGAUCCAAGAUCAGGUCUUGCUUACUUGCAACCCAGCAGACCUCUAAGGUCAGAUGAAGCAAAGUGAAGGUGGUGGAGUAAAAUAAUUACAUAUACUGUAUGAUACAGUAUCAGCAAAUAAAUUGAGCGCUAACACAUGACAAUGCUAGCUUACAUUAUGUAGGCUAUGUCAAAGCGAAGGAGCUAAUGGGAUCAUUUAUGCAGAGUUCUGUGUGGCAAUAAACACCUCUUUAAAAAUGCAACCAAACUUUAGGACAACAAGAGUAGGCUAUUGAACCAUUAUUAAAGUUUUCGACAUUGACACCCCCCAGUGGUGGCAACAACACAGAAAACGUAAACCACUGCUGGUUUGAUUCUGCACUAUAUCCAGGUUAAGAAAACACACGCCUUUAUUUUUUUAUUUUGAAAAUCGCAACCGGAACCGCUGUGCUGUUGCGCGGCGUUUGACUUGACAGAUGGCGGGCGAGAGACGCUCCUCUCGGCUGUCUCUCUCGGUCCGUUGGUCCAUCCCGGUUCCCCAUUGUCUCCCCUUUUCACUCCUUGAAGACAACCCCGAGACGACAAACUAAACUUAGCCGUUAUUCCGCUUAUGUCGCCUUCCUUUGGAGACUUACCACGACCUGAAAUUUCACCCUGUCCCUGUUCAUCUGAAAUGUGGACAUGCUUUUCUCUCUCUCUUUUUUAACGUUGUAGGGAUGUAUUCGCUGUAACGGAGGGGGCAGUGAAUUGACCGACCAGCGGCUGACGGAGCUGGGAGCACGGUUGAUGGGGGAGAUGAACCGCAGGAGGACUUGUUAGCCCAACAGAGACGCCGAAACCACCUUCCAGGGGGCUGUUGACACAUCACAGCACCCUAGCAACAAUUUUACUCUCCGUUUUUAUGAGUGCAUAAAACACCAAGUUCAGACAGAGGGAGGGGAAGAAAAAGCAAAGAUACUGGAUUACAACGGCGGUGGGUGUUUUUGUUUGUUUUUGGCUUGAAUGAACCCUGGAGGAUGUUGCCGCUACAUGCCCGUUACUUCCCCUGAGAGGAGAGCACAGGAGAGGAGCUCGUCUGUGAAAGAAGGCAGGGGACCACUUGCACUUGUUUUCUCCACCUUGAAACAAAUGAGGCUGUUUCAAUCCAAGUAGCGUUUACUCGAGAUUAAUCAAUUAAAAAAAACAUUUCAUGUGGAUCAUAUAUACAUCUAAAUCUCACCACCUCUCAGCGCUUUUCUAGUCUUUUCUUCAGUGUUGUUUAAAGUGGCUACUGUAGCGUGUUAAUUCAGUGUAUUCAUCUUAGACAAGGAUGCGGCUAAUCAAUGUGAUUGGCUGGACUUUCUAGUCCACUUAAAGGCUGAAGGUCCUGGAGAAGUGGACCCUGUGUGGAAAUAAUUGAAGUCCGUUUAUUUGCCUCAGGUGACCCACAUGAUUAGAAAUCUGAAUUAAAUCUGUGUUGUGAUCAGUCAGUCAAUCAAAAUGCACCACACCAGCUGACUUAUCAGACUACUAAACUGCUCAGCUGGCAGAGGCUUGGAAAGGGGCUUUCCUCUGUGGACACAGAACAAUUUGUGGAUGUGAAUUACCCAAAGGCCCACCUUCCAUUUUUGAUCCCUGACCUUCUGUGUGUUGAAAAUCCAGGGGACCACAUUUCAGGCUGUUUACCUGUCUGCAACCCCUCCAUCUGAAUGAAGUAGUAGCCUUUUAUUCCCCUGAGACCCAGCGAGUACAGGCUGUGCACUUGGUUCACUGAGGCCCAAGCAGCGAGCGCGCCCUCUACCUGGGCUGCCAGCCAGACAGCCAGACAGCCAGCCAGACGGCCCUCCGGGGGCUUUUGGAUUUUGAAGGUCCAGCUGGAGACUUGGGAGUUUUACCCAGAGUUAUUUCACCACGAGCAUCACUGGAGAGAAGGGAGGAGGACACCAUGGGGUGCUGUAGUGGCAGGUGUACCUUGGCCUUCAUCUGUGGCAUGCAGCUGGUCAGCGUGUUGGAGCGUCAGGUGAUAGAUUUCCUUGGCUACCAGUGGGCUCCCAUCCUGACCAACUUCCUCCACAUUGUGAUCGUCAUCCUGGGCCUGUUUGGCACGAUUCAGUUCAGGCCGAGAUACGUCACUGGGUACGCAGCCUGGCUGGUCGUGUGGAUGACCUGGAAUGUUUUCAUCAUCUGUUUUUACCUGGAGGUUGGAGAUCUGUCCAGAGACUCUGACCUUGUCCUGACGUUCAACCUGUCCAUGCAUCGCUCCUGGUGGAUGGAGAACGGCCCGGGGUGCAGGGUGACACCCAUCACCCCUCCACCCUCCUGGGCACCCGAGGACCACCGAUAUAUAUCUAUAUCUGGCUGUCUGAUGGAUUUUCAGUUCAUAGAGGUGGCUCACUCCUCGCUGCAGAUUCUCCUGGCUUUGAUGGGGUUUAUCUACGCCUGCUAUGUGGUCAAGCUCAUUUCAGAAGAGGAGGAUAGCUUUGAUUUUAUAGGAGGGUUCGACUCGUACGGUUACCAGGGGCCUCAGAAGACCUCCCACCUUCAACUACAGCCCAUGUACAUGUCCAAGUAAACCCAGGUGCUACUCCAGGAGCGCUGCCUUACCAGUCACCACUGCUUAACAUCCUGCUUUUACUACUCCAACUGUCUUUUAGUAAACAACACCAAGACACCGACAGGAUACAGAAGACACUAAGAUAUUCUGUGUUUCAACCUCCAAAUCCCCCACUUGGUCAGAUUGCUUCCCUGUGCUGCCUGUCUGCUGUUUUUUAACAGAGAGAGGUCUUUUCCUGAUGAAACACCGGCCUCGUGUGGCUGAACACGGCAACUGCAGGACCUGUGUGAUACACCGGUACAGACGAUUCUGGUAACAACUGCAUUUAUUUAUUUAUUUUUGGUCUCUGGUAGACUCAAUCAGGAGCCAAUGACUUGCUUCCUCUUGUGCUGUUGGGCAUCUGCCUUGUGACAGAAACCAAAGGGAUGUAAAGAGGCUACGACUCAUUGGUGAAUUACUGACGCAUUUCUUCGAGCUUCUGAGGAGAACGCAAAUGUUGUGGCACCUAACAACUCUCUAGUGCAGAUUCGCCUGACCAAAGACUAAGGACUUCCAAACUGACCGAGCAUCUACUAACAAGGCUGCCGAUAUGGGAAUGUCAAACAUCUUUUUUUCCCUAAGAUUUCUUUCUGCAUUUGGGUUCUUGUUGCAGCAAAGACGUGGGGCGGACUUGCCACAUGUUAUUAUCCUGUUCCUUCACCCAAAAAAACAUUGAAUGUUAAAUAACGUGUGUAGAUUUACACACUUUCAUUUCAUAUGUGCAUGUGUACAGUAAACAGACACAUCCAUACACACACACACACACACACACACACACACACACACACACACACACACACAGGCAUUAGGUAAGGCAUAUGUGAAUUCACACAUGCAUGCACACAAACACACACACACACAGCAUAUAAAACUUUUUUACUACUAAUGUGAAUCUUAAUGUUUACAAUAGAAAUUCAGUCUGCCUGACAGAAAGGCUGAACACCUGACAGACAGGUAGACUGGAAGACAUACAUGAGACUUUUCAGCUACAGCCUCCUAAAGGCCAUGGGGUCUUUUCUGCCAUAUUAAUACAGACAGGACAGUAGUUCCAGAUGUGUCUUUUGGUCUCUUGCUGUCUAAAUAUUUUGUCUUCCAUCCAAGACAGGCUGGUAGGGGUAGAUAGAAACAGAACAUGACAAAAAAAAACAACCACAGAAGAGGGAUUGAGCUCAGUCAACAGUUUCCCUUCCAGCUCAGUCCUUUCAUAGACACCAGGCUCUCAGUGCCAAGCUUCUGUUGUCACUCGCUCGUCUCUGUCAGCAGACAACCUUUCCCCUUUUUUUCAGAAUUAGUAAAAAACAAGCUGGAAGCCAACUCAAGUGCCCAAUCAGCCUAAUCUUCACCAUCCACCUCUUUGUAAUAACAUACAGUCCACAGGCAACGCUUACAUAAGGGAAAAGGCACACACUUUACAGAAAUGACAAUCACAGUCAGAGUUGCCUGAAUCUUGUGAUGGUUUGGCAUUUUUCUGUACCAUAAAAUAAGUGACACAAAGCUGAAAAAUGGCUGUCAUCGUGUGAGAACAGCGAAACAUUUUUUACCGGUGGACAAAGAUUGAGACAAAAGAAGGAGAAAUGAGACGACAGAGGCUGAAUCUUCAAUGAUUCUGCACUCGCCUGCAGGCUAACGAGGAUAAACAUGAUAUCAGUGAGAUGCCGGAGACCUAGCAGCUCCCCCUCUUCACUUCACUACUCGAAUUUAAAUGUUGAAAGUGCCAACUACUGUACCACUAUGUGGACAUCUGUAGAGCCUGGUUUCUGAAAGCCACAGGCUGGGACCAGAAAAUAACAGGUCUCAGGUUCUCUUUUCUUGAGUUCCCGUGUAAGAAAAAUAGCGAGGAUAUUACAAAUCAAAAAAUUCACAUUUGCAUUCCAGGCGGCCAGCAGGUUUUCACUUUUAUUCUGCUUAGAAAAAUCAACUGAUUCCUUCUGGAGACUUGACUGAACAUGUUGCAUUUAUGUUGCAAUAACUGGACCAAAAGUUUGAGGCCUUCUCCGUCAACCAAGGAACAUUUCUGAGCCAAAACAACGGCUUCUCUUGACAUAAAGGAUGGACUAACAGGCUAUUUCCCUCUAUAAACCAAUCUCAAAGUCCACCUUCCACCCCCGUCUGCCACUUAUCUUCAGCAGUUCAUGUUUUGUAACGAAUCUGUGGGUUACGUUCAGAGUCGCUGCCCCGUGAGGCUUCACUGACGCUCACUCUGAAGGACAGAACAACGUUCGUGUGUUUGCAUGAGGUGUUUCCAAACUGUUGCAUAUUUAAUCUCAUGCUGCGUGUGACUAACUAAGCUACUUAAAAUGGGAACUGUUUGGCUUGUUGAAUGCUCCUCAACUCUCAUCAAAGAGUCCUAAAUGUGAACUUUGUGAUUUUUUUCUAUAAAUAACACAGUCUGAAAUGUCUGCUGAGUACAGGAGAAAAAUAGGUAAUGUAAAACAAUGAAAUGUAACUUUGAACUUCUAGACGUUUUUUAAUCACAUGUGGCCGUGUUUACUGUUUUUUCUAGUUGACUACUAAUGUAUAAUGUUGUGUACAAGUGGGACUACUAUGUUUUAUUUCUUCUAAUUGUACAGCGUAUUUGACAUGAGAGCGUAAGAGGAGAAUGGGGGGGAAGAGAAUUAGUUGCACUAUAGUCUGUAAUUCGUUCAUUAACCAUUCUGUCAGGGCCAGAAAUUCACUUUCAGUUCAGCACAUAAUUAACUUUACAAAAUGAAUUUAUAUUUGAAUUAUCAUCCAACACCACACAUAGCUUUUUAAUAAAUAACAAUGACUGCACACGAAGUGUGUUUUUGCAGAAUUCAAUGAGGAGCUAAUGUGGUGAAAAGGGUCACAUGUCUAUUAUUUACAAGCUUAAUUGAAAAAGAUAGUUGGUCAUUAGCAAAAGACACUAUUUGAACUGAAAGUGAAUUUUUUCAUUUAUCCGUCUUUAAUAGAGUCGAUCAGUUCGAUAUUACCUGGUUUUGUGGAACCAAUAUCAACCUGAACACCAAUCCAGCAGAUAUAACAACAGACUAAAGCAAUUAUUCAGAGAUUCAAGGAUUUCAGAUAUAUAAUGUGACCCAAAUGUGUGGGGUGUGUGUGUGUGUGUGCAAACUGCGUGCGUGCGCGUGUUAGACUUUGUACUGCUGUACAUUGUACUUUUCUGUGUCAUGGUGAACUGAACGACACUUAACCCAGAUCCUGGAAAGCCACAACGUCAACACAAAUUAAACUGAAGGAAAUUGAGGAACUGAAUCAAAGAUUGUUAAUGAACAGCAAUAACAACAGUAAUAAUGUAUUUUAAAGUAAUAAUAAAGACAGAAUCUACAUAAUUCAUGGUUUAUCUUUAUCUUCACCGAUGCUUGAUCAUAUUCAGACUUUGAACAGUCAAUAGAGAUUUUGUCUGUAGAUCUAAGAACGCACAUGGGUACAUAAAGAGUUAAACAUUUGCAGAAGAAGCUGGAGUCAAGUUACUGUUUUGUUGAAUGGUGUCAAUAAACAUUCAGUCAAGCCAUCGUCUCUCAGUCUGGGCUAAAAUAUAGCUACUCCAUUAUGAAGCUUUACAGUAGUGACAGGAGAAUACAGGUAAUAAAAGGGAAAUACAUAUAUGCUGUGGGCUACAUUUUCACAAGAUUUUAAAUUCAAUUUUGAAUUUGAUGAACAAAAUGCAGAAUCUUCAGCUUUAUUUAAACUGUUUUGACAAAUGUUUUGAAGUGUUCAACCAUUUAAAGCCCCCACAAACUUAAAAAAGUAUUUCUCUAUAAUCUUAAAUAUUUAUAACUAUAUACUAUGGGUAUGGCUUGACCAGAUUUGACUGAGUACAAUAAGCAUUAACAUUGCAAAAUCCUGAUUGGUCCGUACAUGCCAUCACCUCUUGCCAUCUGAGCCACAUCCACUUUAAGACAAUAAAAAAAACCCAAAACUGUUCUAACUCAACAGAAAAACAUUUUCUUUAUGUGGAAUCCUAUCAUAUAUUUAAGACGCUGAUUGACAAAAUACAUUUUCAGGGUCUUAAAGUAUUGUCAUUGUUCUUUGUACAAUUACUCUAACUAGGAAACAGCUGCAACGAGAACAAGGUAGAAUGCUGAAAAUUACAGCACAUGAUCCUGUAGAAACAUCACACAAGAGAAAAGUGUAGGACCCAGGACAGAGCCCUGAGGUACUCCACAGUCCAGCUCUGCUUCCUUAUGUACAUAGUAGACAACUGCUUAUCUUAGAAAAUGAACAAAAAUGUCUAAUGUUCCUACAAAUCGUCUCUGAAACAUUCUUUCUGCUGCCGAAGCAGAGACAAUUAUGGUAGAGGAGCAUUUAGAAAGUGCAAUAACACAUUAUCAUAAUACAUUAAGCAACUUUUCACAGUGUCAGUACGUCAAUGCAGGAACGUGCCGCUAACUGUCAGUGAAAACAGGAAUAUCCAAACUGUCUCUGUGGCUCUGGGUUGAUUUGUGAAUGUUCACCACUGACUAGAACCAUCUAUGUUGGUUUAACUCCUUCUCUUUUUGUGAUGGUUUUCCCACAGGUGACUGGCUGUACAUAAACUAGACCGUUGGGAAUAAAGUAGACAGUGGAGAAGGAAAGUUUAUACUGAGUCCUCUGUUCUCUGACAUCCUUCACUCAUUUUUCUCUACUUUGUAUUACUUCAAAUGAUUUACAUUUGCUACAUUAUGCAUGUAAACAGUCUUGAGUUUUUUUGGGGGGGUGUUGAUGGUGUCUUUUAUGUCCAGCAAAGUGUUUUUUAGUAUUCCAGUUCUUUAGAAAAUCUACUUUCUAAAAUGACUAAAAUAAAGUUAAAGUUGUUGAAACAGA
Micropterus salmoides (largemouth bass) is the source of this 7513-nucleotide messenger RNA. It is a transcript of the gene nkain2, whose product is annotated as sodium/potassium transporting ATPase interacting 2. NCBI's taxonomy places the organism in Eukaryota, Metazoa, Chordata, Actinopteri, Centrarchiformes, Centrarchidae. Gene Ontology annotation, biological process: regulation of sodium ion transport. The transcript is spliced from 7 exons. The coding region runs from base 2084 to 2710 and encodes 208 amino acids. The record is from RefSeq and is a predicted model, not a curated record.